UGUGCCACAUGCUACAGGCCAUUGUCUGGAUCUUUUUAUCACGGCUUGGCGAGCCGGUGAAAUCCCUCUCUCUUCUUCACGGACCGAUCUGAUCAGUCGGACUAUUCACUGAUAAACCUGCAGCCACCACACGACAAAUAUACUAAAGGCCUGUCUGCUAAGACCAUCUACUUAAGAUACAUCUUUCAUUAGGGUCCAGGAGUAUUCAGCAGCACCCACUAUGAGCAUGCAACUUGAACUAAAGAAUGUGGAUCUGAGACCUGGAGAUCAACUCAAAAUAAAGGGGACAAUUCUGCAUGAUGCUGAGAGAUUCCAGAUUGACCUCGGCUCUGAUUCAGACGACCUGGCGCUGCACUUUAACCCCCGUUUCCAUGACGACACAGAUGGAGCUGUGCUUGUGUGCAACUCCAAGGCUGCUGGAUGCUGGGGUGAUGAGAAACGGGAAAUACACAACCCUCUACAGAGGGGCUCUGAUGUGAAGAUUGUGUUGAAGCUGGCUGGAGACGUCUUUGAAGUGGAGCUUCCUGAUGGACAUGAAGUCCAGUUUCCCAACCGUGUUGGUGUGGACGUCAUCAACUACAUCAGAGUCAUGGGGGACUUCAAACUGACCUGCUUCAAGAUCUGCUGAGACUCAUGAAUCCUGUGUUGAACAAUUACAGAUGAGACUUUGAGACAAGGCCAGUUAUUGUAAGAAAUGUUCAUCAUUAAAACAUGAGAGCCUGUCUUUAAUUAAAGACUGUUCAAGUUCUGUUGUGCAAAAUAAAAUAAAAUGUCAAUAUUUAAA
Molecule: messenger RNA, 784 nt
Organism: Mugil cephalus (flathead mullet)
Lineage: Eukaryota; Metazoa; Chordata; Actinopteri; Mugiliformes; Mugilidae
Product: galectin-2-like
Exons: 5
Coding region: 221-628 (135 amino acids)
Molecular function (GO): carbohydrate binding
Source: RefSeq, a predicted model, not a curated record